CACAUACUCCUCUUACACCUGAUGGCUGCCCAAACUUACGCAGCCCUUCUGCGGCAACGCUAUCCCUUUCGUUCGCCAACGGCGUCUGUGGACCACCUGGUAGUCGGUGGGGGCGUGCUAGGGCUUGCGAUCGGCGCGGGGCUAGUGAACACUGCUGGUGCCCGCACGACAUUUGUUGUCGAGCGCCGGGGACUGCUGGGGCAGGAGAACACCGCGCGCAACUCUGAAGUCAUCCACUCUGGCAUCUAUUACCCCGUGGGCAGCCUGAAAUCGCGCUUGUGCAUCCGCGGCCGAGACUUGUUGUACGAACGCUGCGCUGCGCUGGACAUUAGACACCGUAAAACAGGCAAGCUGAUUGUCGCGACCGACAGGACGCAGAUCCCCUACCUCGACACCCUCUCGACGCACACUCAGCAUCCGUCGUUCUCGACGGGGCGCGAACCUUCUGCUAGGCGGCCAGACAGCGUCAUUCCUGCCUACUUUCUGAGCGGGCAGGAGGCACGCGAGCUUGAGCCUGACCUUAGCCCGGACGUCUGUGCAGCGCUUCUCGUCACAGAGACAGGCAUUGUGGACAGCGCCGGACUCGUGGACAGUCUGGCGCGAGAAAUUGAGGAGGAUGACUAUCUCUCCUCUUCUUCCCACUCUGGCGUAGGUGUGGGGUUGGCGAACUCGGGGAAGAAUAAGAUGGAAAGAGGAGAGGGAGUCAUCGUUCGCGGAACCCGGGUUGUUCGAAUCGAUCCCGCUGAGGACGGUGGCUGGGUCGUCCAGCUUGAGAGCGGGUGGGGCGGCGCUGAGAAGGGCGACGUCGAGGCUGUCCACGCGAGCGUGGUGGUUGAUGCUGCGGGCCUGAACGCGGCCUCACUAGUCAACGAAAUCCUACCAGAGGAGGAGCGGUGGGAAAUGUGGAUCGCGAAAGGCAACUACAUGAAGUACACUGGACCUGGCGCCAAUGUGCAGCACCUCAUCUACCCGUGCCCGUCGGCAUCGCUUGAUUCUCUGGGAACGCACUUGACUUUCGACCUGGAUGGCAACAUACGCUUUGGUCCUGACGCCGAGCCUCUGCUUUCCGCGCAGCACUCCGCCGCGAAUCCUGAUUACUGGCAGGAGGGCAAAUAUCUCGCACCAUCUGCGGGUAACCUGACAUCCAUUGCGGAGGCCGCACAGCGAUACCUCCCAGGUAUCGAUGCGUCCAAGUUGGCGCCUGAUUAUGCUGGAUUUAGGCCCAACAUUCGUCCUCCAGGUGCAGGCUUCUUUGACUUCAUCGUGCGACAUGCGCCCACGCGCAAGGGGCUAGUCGAGUGUCUCGGGUUUGCCAGCCCAGGGCUGACCAGCUCCUUGGCCGCAGGCGAGUACGUUGCUAAGCUUGUUGGGCGGGAUGUUUGGAGUAACAGUGCGCCCCUCGAACAGCUCGCGGAGGGGUGGGAGCUAUAGUGCAGUGUGAUAAUGAUGAUGAUGCCAUGCCCUGCAC
This is a messenger RNA of Cutaneotrichosporon oleaginosum, 1468 nucleotides long. RefSeq lists its product as uncharacterized. NCBI's taxonomy places the organism in Eukaryota, Fungi, Basidiomycota, Tremellomycetes, Trichosporonales, Trichosporonaceae. Gene Ontology annotation, molecular function: (S)-2-hydroxyglutarate dehydrogenase activity. The record is from RefSeq and is a predicted model, not a curated record.